CCCUCCUCACCGCCUUAUCCGCUCCGAGCCAACCAACCAAUCCCUUGGGAUUUUGCCGCUCCCGCCCCCGCUCCUCCCCGGCCGCGCCGCGCCUCGUCUCGCCGGCCCGGCGACCACAGGCAGGCAGUCCAAGACCAGGAUGGCGGCGUGCCCCGCCGCGACCACGGCUCGCGUGGGAGCAGCGCACGGAGGAGGCCUCUGGAGGAGAAGCGGGAGGAGCCCGAGCCUCCUCCCGCGCCCGGCCCGUGGCACGAGCACCACGGCGCGCGCCUCGGAGCUACAGCAGGCCCCCGCCCCCGCCCCCGCCCCGGCCGCCGCCGUCCCGACCCACAAGGUCACCGUCCACGACCGGGAGCGCGGGGUCGUCCACCAGUUCGUCGUGCCCCAGGACCAGUACAUUCUGCACACCGCGGAGGCACAGGACAUCACGCUCCCAUUCGCCUGCCGCCAUGGUUGCUGCACUAGCUGCGCUGUUAGGAUAAAAUCAGGGCAAAUAAGACAGCCUGAAGCUCUCGGAAUAUCUGCCGACUUAAGAGAGCAGGGCUAUGCUUUGUUAUGUGUUGGCUACCCAUCCUCUGAUCUUGAAGUUGAAACGCAAGAUGAAGACGAGGUAUAUUGGCUCCAGUUUGGAAGAUACUUUGCGCGGGGGCCUGUUGAUAGAGAUGAUUACGCGCUAGAGCUUGCAAUGGGAGACGAGUGAAACGUGCCUAACAGCGGUACGGUUUUUAAGCUGCGGUUUGUAGGUUAUAUAGAGUUGCAAAAAAGACUUGAUUUGCAAGUGGAGAAAGAAAAGAAAAGAAAAGAGAAAGACCCCUCUGCUCAAUGUUCUCUGUGUUUUUGCAAAUUUGCUGUGCAAAUGUAUAUGCUUCUUGCAGAGAUGCCAUCCUUUUUGCUCCUCUGUAUUCACAGUAGACAAAGAACGCUAUGGACUGUAUGUAUGUAAAAAGCUGUGAACUUGUAGUACCUACUUAUUUAGCACCUCAACUCAAUCUUGAGUGGAACGAAAGGAUCGAUGCUUCUGGCUGUGAAGGCAGGACGUUUCAGAUGAUGUUGAUUA
Triticum dicoccoides is the source of this 1057-nucleotide messenger RNA. Its product is annotated as ferredoxin C 2, chloroplastic-like. The record is from RefSeq and is a predicted model, not a curated record. Gene Ontology annotation, molecular function: 2 iron, 2 sulfur cluster binding; electron transfer activity. NCBI's taxonomy places the organism in Eukaryota, Viridiplantae, Streptophyta, Magnoliopsida, Poales, Poaceae. The transcript is spliced from 8 exons. Gene Ontology annotation, biological process: electron transport chain. Gene Ontology annotation, cellular component: chloroplast. The coding region runs from base 140 to 700 and encodes 186 amino acids.